Myodes glareolus (Bank vole) is the source of this 3243-nucleotide messenger RNA. Lineage: Eukaryota; Metazoa; Chordata; Mammalia; Rodentia; Cricetidae. The record is from RefSeq and is a predicted model, not a curated record.
CGGGCGUACUGCUAUAGGCCCCGCCCUCGCCUCCUGUGGAUCAGCUGAGGGACCCGAGAUGUCUGUUGACAGCGGCGGAGGUUGUGUGGCCGGUUCCGGGCUCCGCGCAGGGCGGGGGAUGUGAGUCCUAUGGAGCUACCAGUGGAAGAUGAGCAGCAGCUACCGCAGGAGCCCUGGGGGAGGCUCCUUCGUCUAGGCGCGGAGGAGGACGAACCGCAAAUCCUUCUGUGGAAACGCGAGUGGACCAUCGGAAGGAAGAGAGGCUGUGACCUCUCUUUUCCCAGCAAUAAACUGGUCUCUGGAGACCACUGUAAACUUACAGUGGAUAAAAAAUCUGGUCAAGUGACACUGGAAGAUACCAGCACCAAUGGAACAGUAAUCAACAAACUGCAAGUUGUUAAGAAGCAGACUUACCCUUUGCAGAGUGGGGAUGUCAUCUAUUUGGUAUACAGGAAGAAUGAACCAGAACACAAUGUGGCAUACCUCUAUGAAUCUUUAAAUGAAAAACGAAGCUUGCCUCAAGAAUCCUUUGAAGCCAAUAAAGAAAAUAUGUUCCAUGUGACCAAAGAUUCCUCAGGUCUGGGGCAGGGUGAUGACCUCCAGGUUCCACCAUUAUCACACAAGGUUGAAACAUGCUUAGAGGAACCACAGCCAUCAACAUCGACAUCAGACCUCUUCCCCUUGGCCUCUACCUCUUCUGUGGAGCCAGAGCUGACCUCUGCAGGGCAAAAACAUUCCUCUAGCUCUGGACUUGGGAAAGCAGGCAUCUCUCCAAAAGAAUGUAGUCCACUUGUUGCAAAUCAUGAACUCUCUAGCCUUUCUCCAGUUCUCCAAGACAAAGAAGCAUCCUUCUCUUUGUUGGAAACUGAAGACAAUGAGGAAUUGGAGCCUGCCAAAAAAAAGACAAAAGGAGAUGAAGAGCUUGACUUGAACCUGCAGUUAUUGGUUGCAGACCAGUGUGGAAAUGCCCAAACCUCAUGUGAGGAUGUCAGAGUUGCCUCUGUGAAGCCAGACAAGAUGGAGGAGACACUAACAUGCAUCAUCUGUCAAGAUCUUCUGCAUGACUGUGUGAGUUUGCAGCCUUGUAUGCACACAUUUUGUGCGGCUUGCUACUCUGGCUGGAUGGAGCGUUCAUCUCUGUGCCCUACCUGCCGAUGUCCAGUGGAGCGCAUCUGCAAAAACCACAUCCUGAACAACCUCGUGGAAGCGUACCUUAUCCAGCACCCAGAUAAGAGUCGCAGUGAAGAAGAUGUGAGAAGUAUGGAUGCAAGGAAUAAAAUCACUCAAGAUAUGCUGCAACCCAAAGUCAGGAGGUCUUUCUCUGAUGAAGAGGGGAGUUCAGAGGACCUGCUAGAGCUAUCAGAUGUUGAUAGUGAAUCCUCAGACAUCAGGUUAACAUGUGCCUGGCUCAUAGUGGGGCCUGGGGAUAAGAAAUACAUUAAUACUGUGCUUAACUGUAUUGUGGAGUGUAUAGGUAGAGGACUUCAGUUAGUCAGUUUUCUUAAUGUUUUUAGUUUGUUUCCUCAAAUGUAUGACCAGAUUGGAUACUACAUUAUCCUUAUAAAACAGAUAAUAUUCAUCCUUCCUCUGGCAGAGCUCAACCUGGGGGACAAGUGCUUGGAUGGAGUGCUGAACAACAACAACUACGAGUCGGACAUUCUGAAGAAUUACCUGGCAACCAGAGGUCUGACUUGGAAAAAUAUGUUAGCAGAGAGUCUCCUGGCUCUACAGCGGGGUGUAUUUCUCUUGUCUGAUUACAGAAUCACUGGAAAUACUGUGUUGUGUUAUUGCUGUGGUCUGCGUAGCUUCCGAGAGCUGACCUACCAGUAUCGACAGAACAUUCCUGCUUCUGAGUUGCCAGUGACUGUAACAUCCCGUCCUGAUUGCUACUGGGGCCGGAACUGUCGCACUCAAGUGAAGGCUCACCAUGCAAUCUCUCAAUUUGAUUAUUUCCUGCUAUCUAGUUCUCUUAGGAAAUUCAAUCACAUCUGUGAACAGACAAGGUUCAAGAAUUGAGCAUUGGAGGAUACACAUAAAGCAGUUACAGAGCACAGGAGGCAACAAGACUAUGUUUUUUUUUAAAAAAAAAAAUCAUAUAUAAAUACUUUAAGGGCAUUUUUAAGAGUUCUCCUUUUACAGUUCCAGCACUGGGGUUUUUGAUUAGGCACUCCAGUAUAUAUGGCUUUUCCCUUCAGUGACAUACACAACACAUGCACACCAUGUGCCCCAGUAAUCUAGGAGCUACACACACACACACACACACACACACACACACACACACUCUGUGCCCCAGUAACCUGGAAGGCCUACACACAUGCACAUAUACCUUAUGUGUGCACAUGUGUGCAUACACAUACAAACACCAUUUUUCCCAGUAACUUGGAAAGCCUACUGGCCACACUGACUUCCUAGUCGAUACAGGAAAAUCAACAGACCAAGAGAGAGCUCCCACUAGACAGCUCUCCCCUCGUGUGUGAUGAGGCGGUGAUAGUGCAGGUUUAUACUUUUGUAUCUUUUCUAUCUUAUACCUUGACUACAGCUAAAAUUUAAAAGUUUCGUGGGGAAAGGGUCAACUAUGUCAGAAGCAUUCUAUGUAAGGAAAGGAAGCAUAAGUUUACAACCCCCAGGGAUGUAUAGGAUAGUCUGUCUGGAAAGCCACAUGGCCUUUUCUAUAUUUUUUAUUUCAAUAGGUUUGGUGCUUACCUUCUACUAAGAAUUAAAUAUUAAAAACUGUAGCACAAAUAUUAUAAUUUACAAAUUGACUGAAAUUGGGAAUAGUCUGAUAUUUGAAAGAAUGAGCAUAUGUUUCUGUAUUUAAAAAAAAAAUUAAGUGUCCAAAACUGCUCAUCCUGAGAAAGACAUCUUGAGUAUCCAGGUCCUUGACAGGGUGACAGGGUGAAGCCUUUGCCCUUAGUCCUCCAGUCCCUGAGAACAGCCCCCUUCUGAAACCCUAGAUGGCUCUAGACUGAUAGAACCUCUGCUUUCCAAGCCCUGUGCUGGGGCACUAGGUUUGUCAUGUCGUCUAGAAUAAUACUUGAAAUUUUGUUUUUCGUUUUUUUUAAAGUUUUUUUUAAUCUUUUAUUGAAAUCACCUGUUAUGUUUGUUUGCAAUCUGCUAACUUUUUGCUUCUCAGGAAUACAAUUUUCAACUGUUGUCUUGCUCUUGAUACAGACUGAGAGGCAGCACUCUGUAUUUGUGGGAGGUUCUCUUUUUUGAGUCUAAUAAAUGAGUUGUGUUUGUUUC